CAGCUUAGGACGGUACGCGCCGCGUGAUGGAACGUAAAUAUAGUACGUCGCAGCAAGGUUAAUUGUUUUUGUUUACAACUUGCGUCAAAUAGUUUCUAUGGAUUAUGAUGCAGUUGCCAAUAAUGUAAUUAUGAACCAGUUGUGCAAGGUGUGCGGCGAGCCUGCGGCCGGCUUUCAUUUUGGGGCAUUCACUUGUGAAGGAUGUAAGUCAUUUUUCGGCAGAACAUAUAAUAACAUCAGCUCCAUAUCAGAAUGCAAAAACAACGGUCAGUGUGUCAUCAACAAGAAAAACCGUACAGCUUGCAAAGCCUGCCGACUUAGAAAAUGCUUGCUAGUAGGUAUGUCAAAAAGUGGAUCUCGAUAUGGCAGGCGUUCAAACUGGUUCAAAAUUCAUUGUUUACUACAAGAGCAACAGCAACAGCAACAACAAGCCGUUCCAAAUAUGGCGGCAGCAACGAAUAUGCUGCGACCUCAUCCGUAUCUAUCUCCACUUUUUCGAAAUCACGCCUUAACAACUCAACAUACGACGAGAGAUACUGGAAAGUCUUCGGAAUCCGAUAGUGGCGCUUCAUCAGCAGAUCCAGAAGAUGAUCUCCGAUCCAACAGCGCGCUAAGUUUUCUUAAAUCAUCUGCAUCACCUACUAGUGACCGUGAUUUUUAUGCUUCUAAAAAACUUCCGUCCCCUUCAAGUGACUCUGAAUUUUUCGCACGGAAAAAAAUCGUUACUAGUGCCUUAAAUAAUGUGCCUUCUGUUUCACCUGCGUCUUUGCCUUCGGUAUCACCAAGCGGUGUUGUUCCUAAGUGGUUGCCUCCCUUACAAGGACUCGGAGAUCCUACAGCUUGGAAAGAUGUAUGGAGAGCUCCUCCUCCAAUCGCAGCACCAGCGCCCGAUCAAGAUCAACCCAUUGAUCUUUCUGUCAAGUCUCAAAGUACCGCUUCGUUAUCGAAUCAUUCUGAUGAAUCUGAUGACGAUCAGGAACUCAAUAUAGAUGUAGGAAUUGAUGAGCCUUCGAAGUCUAUGCCAUUAGACUUGACUUUAGAUAGGCCAGUGACAGAUGUUACUAAUUGA
Messenger RNA from Diorhabda sublineata, 1069 nucleotides. RefSeq names its product protein embryonic gonad-like (gene Eg). NCBI's taxonomy places the organism in Eukaryota, Metazoa, Arthropoda, Insecta, Coleoptera, Chrysomelidae. The transcript has 3 exons. Gene Ontology annotation, molecular function: DNA-binding transcription factor activity; zinc ion binding; sequence-specific DNA binding. The record is from RefSeq and is a predicted model, not a curated record. Bases 98 to 1069 code for a protein of 323 amino acids. Gene Ontology annotation, biological process: regulation of DNA-templated transcription.